Messenger RNA from Australozyma saopauloensis, 1068 nucleotides. It is a transcript of the gene URA4, whose product is annotated as dihydroorotase. Gene Ontology annotation, molecular function: dihydroorotase activity. The transcript has a single exon. The coding region runs from base 1 to 1068 and encodes 355 amino acids. The record is from RefSeq and is a predicted model, not a curated record. Gene Ontology annotation, cellular component: cytoplasm. Gene Ontology annotation, biological process: pyrimidine nucleotide biosynthetic process; 'de novo' pyrimidine nucleobase biosynthetic process. Lineage: Eukaryota; Fungi; Ascomycota; Pichiomycetes; Serinales; Metschnikowiaceae.
AUGGCCGAAAUCGAACUUGGCAUCACUGCCGACAUGCACGUCCAUCUUCGUGAUGGAAAAAUGAUGGAACUUGUAGCUCCAACCGUCAGAGAAGGUGGUGUGUCCAUCGCAUACAUCAUGCCCAACUUGGUUCCACCAGUAACCACUAUUGACAGGGUAGUUGAGUACAAAAAGCUGCUCCAAGCAUUGGCCCCAAAAACUACAUUCCUUAUGAGUUUCUAUUUGUGCAAGGAGCUCACGCCAGAACUCAUUAAUGAGGCUGCAAAGCUUGGAGCUAUCCAAGGUGUGAAAUGCUAUCCUGCUGGAGUGACAACCAAUUCUGCUGCUGGAGUUGAUCCAAAUGAUUUCUCGUCCUUCUACGGAAUCUUCAAAGCCAUGGAGGAGAACAACUUGGUGUUGAAUCUUCAUGGUGAGAGACCACCUUCCAAAGAUGAAGAUAUCCAUGUUCUCAACGCCGAGCCCAAAUUCCUCCCAGCGCUCAUCAAGCUCUCUCAGGACUUCCCCAACCUUAAGAUUAUUUUAGAGCACUGCACAACUAAGGCUGCUAUUGAUACUGUUCGCUCUCUUCACAAGGAGAACCCUAACUGUAAGGUGGCAGCUACUAUCACCGCCCACCAUCUCUACUUGACAAUCGACUCUUGGGCCGGAAAUCCUAUCAAUUUCUGCAAGCCUGUUGCUAAAUUGCCUGAGGAUCUUCGUGCUUUAGUGGAUGCUGCCACCAGUGGAGAGCCAUACUUCUUCUUUGGGUCAGACUCUGCUCCACACCCAAUUGAGUCUAAGGCUAGACAUGUUGGCGUCUGUGCUGGUGUUUUCACUCAAUCGCAUGCCAUUGCCUAUGUGGCUGAGAUCUUCCAUGCUGCCGGAAAAUUGGAGAACAUUAAGAAAUUCGUGUCGGACAACGGAGUUGCCUUCUACGGACUUUCAUCUGAUGAUGUGAUCAGCAAAGAUACCGUUGUUCUCGUGGAACGUGAGAAUUACGUUCCGGAGAUCAUCGGCAACGACACCCUCAAAGUUGUUCCAUUCAGAGCAGGUGAAAAAUUACGUUACGCUGUUGAAUGGAGAAGCUAA